AUGCCUGAAAAAUUGACACGCCUGGCUGAAGAAAAUUGCGACUUUAAAGUACCAUGCGUUGAUGAAACGUUCAAUAAAGAACAGAUAGAUAUGAUGUUGGCGACGACUAACAUGUCGCAAGAGUUAAAAACGAAACAAAUUGAAUGCAGGUUGUCUGCAAGGUCGGUGUCUUGUAUAACUGUGCAACAUGACGCAAACUGCACGGCUGAGAUGGCGGAACUUCAAACGACAAUUGCAAUUUUGAAGCACUCAUUGUCACAGUGUAACAUAUCACAAGAAAAUGCCUUAUUUAAGAAAUAUGGCGGUGAAAUCAAGUGUCAAAACCCCACAAAUAGAUGUUUUACAUCAAGUGUGACGUCACGAAUGUCGCAAUGUAAGCCGAUCACCAUGACAACUUUUAUGCAGCAAAACCAAUCUGCAAUUCAAGAAAUAUGUGAUGAUAUUGAAUGCACAAGCCAAUGCUACACACAGGCUAUUGGGGAUUGUCAUAAAGAGAACAAGUUUGUGAUGAUUGACCCUGAAACUAUAAAAAUAUCCACCAGAGCAACAUGCGACAAUAUUAACGUGUUCGCUUCCACGAUUCAACACUGUAGAAUGCGAGACACUUCAUGCUUGCGUACAUUAGCAAAAUCUAUGACGUCGGCACAGAUGUACAUACACGCGGAACAAUUUUCCGAAUACAAAAAUCUUGUUUGUGGAGCAACAUCUAGAUUUCGAUCAUGUAUUUCCUUUGACGUCACUGAAAACUGCACGGAAUCCAUGGCUAUUUUAGCAAAGAAUCUGUACGAAGUCUGGCAUAGUUAUUCAGCAUGCGGUCCAGUAGACAAUAUCAUGUUUCAACAAUAUUCUGGAGAGCUGACCUGUGACAGUGGUGAAAAAAGUGAAGAAAGUAGGAAUAGCGCCAAGUUUCAAACACCGUCUGUCGUGGUUGCUGUGAUAAGCUUAUUUCUGACUUUAGUCAAGUUUGUAACCCAGCGAUAAUUUCUAUCACGGUAUUGCCCAAAGGUUUUCACGGUAUUGCCCAAAGGUUUUCAUUUAAACCAUUUGGAAUUUGUUCCUCGCUCAUAUAUGUAAGGUUGUUGCUAAUUUUAAACGCACUAAAGUAGGUUGUAUGUUACAUUAAAACAAAGACCAAUGGAUGAUUAUUGCUCUUCUGAAAAACAUUAUUAUACAUAUAUCUUAAACAUAUGAUUUCUUUUAUCAUAUUUAUUAAUACAUGUAUACUGUUUGUUUGCAAUUUAUCAGUAGUUAUAUACAUUUAGUUUAAAAAAUAAAUGUUCAUGAUAUUCUGCUUGUACAUAUUUUAUAAUUUCAAUAAUGAACUGUAAUAAAAUUCCUUAAUUAAUACAAUUCGUAGUUUUUAAAUUAUAGCAGUACUUAUAUGUAUACACGCA
Messenger RNA from Ruditapes philippinarum (Manila clam), 1394 nucleotides. RefSeq lists its product as uncharacterized. The record is from RefSeq and is a predicted model, not a curated record. Bases 1 to 981 code for a protein of 326 amino acids. The transcript is spliced from 7 exons. NCBI's taxonomy places the organism in Eukaryota, Metazoa, Mollusca, Bivalvia, Venerida, Veneridae.